Molecule: messenger RNA, 845 nt
Organism: Ornithodoros turicata
Lineage: Eukaryota; Metazoa; Arthropoda; Arachnida; Ixodida; Argasidae
Product: V-type proton ATPase subunit E-like
Exons: 3
Coding region: 73-786 (237 amino acids)
Biological process (GO): proton transmembrane transport
Cellular component (GO): proton-transporting two-sector ATPase complex, catalytic domain
Molecular function (GO): proton-transporting ATPase activity, rotational mechanism
Source: RefSeq, a predicted model, not a curated record
CGCCGACGGGCGUAAGAAGAGGACGACGAGGCAAGUUACUCGGGGCAUUCUAGCAGAAGACACCGUCAGACUAUGUCAGACCGGAGCAGAGGUUCAUCGUACCAGGGGGGAAGCGGUCAGGACGAUGUCACGAAACCCAUCAAGCAUAUGCUCGCUUUCAUCGAACAAGAAGCGAAUGAAAAGGUUGAAGAAAUUGAUUCAAAGGCCGAAGAAGAGUUCAACAUGGAAAAAGGGCGCCUCGUUCAGCAGCAGCGGAUCAUGAUCAUGGACUUCUACGCUAAGAAGGAGAAGCAGGUGGAACGUAUGCGAAAAAUCCAGAGCUCGCACGUGAAGAACCUCGCCCGUUUGCGCAUUCUGAACGCCAUGAACGACCACGUGGACAAAGUGUUAAGUGAAGCCAAGGGAAAUCUCGGAAUCAUCACGGGUCAGGAAAAAAGAUACCGGCCUUUUCUCGAAAGGCUUAUCCUGCAGGGACUGUACUCUGUCCUGGAAAAAGACGUGAUAGUCACCUGCCGACGCAAGGACACACAGAUCGUGCAGGCAGCGCUCGACGUGGCCUCCAAGGUGUACCGCAAGAAGACGAAUCUGAACGGCAGCAUCGUCCUGGACAAGGACAACUUCCUCCCGGACGAAUGCUUUGGAGGCAUCGAGCUCACAGCAAUGAAAGGGAGAAUGAAAGUGUGCAACACGCUCGACAACCGCCUCUCGCUUAUCUCGCAAAAGAUAAUGCCGCAGAUAAGAUCGGAUCUUUUCGGACCGAACCCAAAUCGAAAGCAUUUUGACUGAGGCCGUUAACCAGUGCGAGAAGAAGCGUGCACAAAUAAAAUGUGUGGGUGUAACAGAUA